CUAGUCAAAGGUACGGUUUCUUUCCGUUCUCUCUGGUGUGCACGUGUUGCGAGUUGUUUAGAGUGGGUGACAGGCGCUUGGAAUGUCGAAGAAGAAACACGGAGGCUCCCUGGGCCGCAGCCUGAUCAAGCAGAAGCCGACGAGCCGGCUGUACGACUCGUCGGCACUGCAUACGACGGAGCUGAAUGAUGGCUACGACUGGGGCCGGGCCAACGUCACUAGCAUCACUGAGCAGAAUGACUUGGAUGAAUUUCUGGCAACAGCAGAAUUGGCAGGUGUUGACUUCACAGCUGAGAAGCAGAAUGUGACGGUGGUCAGUGUGGGCAGUGUGGUGCGUGGUGUGCUGUCUGAGCGAGAGCGUGCCAACCUGCGCACUCUGCAUGAGAGGCACAAGGACCUGCUGCGCAUACCAAGGAGGCCUCCUUGGGAUGAGAGCACCAGUGCUGAGGAACUUCAUGCCCUGGAGAAGGAGAGCUUUGUGGCCUGGCGGAGACAGCUGGCUGAGCUCCAGGAAACGGAUGGCCUGAUGAUGACGCCUUAUGAGAAAAAUCUCGAGUUUUGGCGACAACUGUGGAGGGUCAUCGAGCGCAGUGACGUGGUUGUGCAGAUAGUGGAUGCUCGGCAUCCCCUGCUGUUCCUGUGCCAGGACCUGGUGCAGUAUGUGGCCGAGACGGAUGCCAGUAAAUGCAGCCUGCUGCUCCUCAACAAGGCUGACUUACUCACACGGCAUCAACGUGAGGAAUGGAGCCAGUACCUGGGCUCGAUUGGCAUUCGGGCAGUGUUCUUCUCUGCACUCCUCGAGGGCCAAGAAGGAAAGCAAACAGUGCCAACCUGUACAGCAAGGAUGAGCUGCUGCAGCUGUUCCGCACCAUCCAUCCAGAGUCAAGACGAUCCAAUGGCAAGACUGUUGUUGUUUGCAUACAGGUGGGCUACCCCAAUGUGGGCAAGAGUUCAACCAUCAACGCACUCGUCCGCAGCAAGAAGGUCUCCGUGUCCACCACACCAGGCAAGACCAAGCAUUUCCAGACGUUGAACCUGGACGAUGAACUGUGCCUUUGCGACUGUCCCGGCCUGGUUUUCCCCAAUUUCGUGAGCAACAAGGCUGAGAUGGUUGUCCACGGAAUCUUGCCCAUUGACCAGAUGACGGACCACGUUCCUCCCGUCAACCUCGUGGCCAGCCUGAUCCCGAGGCACGUGUUGGAGUCCACCUACAGCAUUUGUUUGCCCACACCCCACGAGACUGAGGACCAAGACAGGGCACCCACUGCAGAGGAGCUGCUCAAUGCCUAUGGAUACAUGCGAGGCUUCAUGACACAGAGUGGGUUGCCAGAUAACCCACGUGCGUCGCGCUACAUACUCAAAGACUUUGUUAAUGGAAAGUUGCUCUACUCUGUUGCGCCACCUGGUGUGGACCAGAAGGAGUACCACACGUUCCCGCCGCCCGCCAUCAGAACACGUCGGCCUCUGCUCACCUUUGACCGGCCACCACAGCUGCGGCGCUCACAGGACCUCAAGACAACAAGUAAGGACAUUGACAGAAGCUUCUUUCAGAAGGCUGCUCCCCGGGCACACGUGAAGGGCCGCAUUGCUCCCGGAGCAUCAGGAACGAGUGGUGCUGAUAGUCUGUCAGCAGACAGCAAACCCUGGAAGAAACAUCACAAUGCCGGCAAGAAGCAGAAGCUAAGAAGAAUCUACGCCGAGCAUGAUGCUUGAGCUCCUUCAUCAGUUUGGAACUGUUCUGUAUGGCCAUGGUUCCUACGACAUUGCGUGGGAGGCAUUGGUUAAGAAGGCUUGGCACAGAUGCUGCCCUGAAUCAUGUGGUCUGCUUUUCUUUUUUUGGAGUUGGACUCGCCCAUAAUUCUACUCUUCUUCUUGAAAGAUGGCUUUUCUGAAAAUCAGUUCUGCGGAAUCCCGCAAGGUGGCGGAAGGGUUAAGAAAGGGAAAAUAGAAUUUCUUUGUGGCUUCGUGCUACAAAUGGGUGGUUGCCUAUUUUCCCUUUCUUAAAUAUCGUUUCUGCUGAAGGUAAAGGAGGAGAGCAUGACGGCAAGAGUGUUUCUCUGAUAUUUUUCGCAAGAGUAAUACGAACAUACAAGACAAUCCAUUACACGCUACGCUGACAACGAUACGGGACGAAGCGGCGCUGGGUGACGUGUAGCGCCGCGUCGUCACUUCUGGUAUGCGCAACCGACACGCCUGUACCUAGGUGCUGCCGUGUUGUGCUUGCGCAGCAUAGUUUGUGCAGUUUUCGGCUGCAGGCUAAGCAAGUCGCCUUUGAAGCC
Molecule: messenger RNA, 2279 nt
Organism: Rhipicephalus sanguineus (brown dog tick)
Lineage: Eukaryota; Metazoa; Arthropoda; Arachnida; Ixodida; Ixodidae
Gene: Ns3
Product: large subunit GTPase 1 homolog
Biological process (GO): ribosomal subunit export from nucleus
Cellular component (GO): cytosol
Molecular function (GO): GTP binding; GTPase activity
Source: RefSeq, a predicted model, not a curated record